GUUGUAGUGCAGAAGAGAACCUUUGAUGAUGAGGGUGCUGUUGUUUUUAGGCCUUGUGGCCCUAUCUUUGGCAAUAAAGAAGCGAUAUGAUGGAGAUCAUGUCCUCUCCGUGUAUCCUACAGACGAGUACACCGUCCAUUAUAUGCACGAUCUAUACAACAGAGAAUAUCUCUAUAUGGACUUGUGGACCGAACCAAGAGCAGUGUUCAGCCCUAUCGUAUUUCGGGUUACUGCGGACCGAUAUGUUGAAAUAACUCGUCAAUUAGAUGAGGCAGGAAUUGCAUAUGACAUCCGAGUUAACGACAUCCAAACGUUGAUUGACGAGGAGGAGGCAAUCCUGUCUGCCAAGGACUAUUCACAAAUUGUUCCGGAGGACUUUGAUGCAUACUGGCCAUUUGACACUUUGAUGUCUUGGACGGAAGACAUCUCGGCCAAUAGAUGCGGGGGAAGAUGUGCCAUCACCAGCAUUGGCACGUCUUAUGAAGGGAGAAAUAUCCGUCUUAUUAAAAUUGGAACCCAAACUAAUACCACCAAACGAGCUGUGUUCAUAGAUUGUGGAAUUCACGCCAGAGAAUGGAUCGCACCAGCAACCUGCACAUACUUCAUUUGGAGGCUGACUCAAGACUAUGGUAGUGUCGCUGAAGUGACCAGACUAGUUGAUACAUACGACUUUUUCAUUCAACCUGUUGUGAACCCAGACGGCUAUGAAUAUACAAGAGAUGUGGAACGUUUGUGGAGGAAAACCAGGUCCGACUACAAUGAUGCUUUGGGAUGUAUUGGCACAGAUGGAAAUAGAAACUACGGUUCUUAUUGGGGAAGCGAUGAAGGAGGGGCCAGCGAUGAACCAUGUUCAGACACAUACCACGGACCAAGUGAGUUUUCUGAGGUGGAAUCUCAACGCCAAAGAGAUUUCAUCCUUCCCAUCAAGGAUCGCUUCAUUGCCUUCUGGACUGUACAUUCUUUCGGACAAUAUAUGCUUUGGCCUUGGGGAAGUGUAUUCGAUGUCCCUCCAAAUGAGGCUGAAUUGGAUCAAGUUGGACAGGCCAUCGUCGAUGCUAUAUUUAAUGUCCACGGUCGGGUUUAUACUCAAGGUCAAUCUGCUGUGGUUCUAUACGGUACCCAGGGAUCAUCUCAAGAUUGGGCAUAUGCCUGGGAAGGUAAUCCCGGUGGUUCUGGUGCUGGUAUAGAGUACUCUUACACACCUGAGCUGAGAGACACUGGCACCUGGGGCUUUGAACUGCCCCCUGAUCAGAUUCUUCCUGUCGGUCAGGAGAUGUGGGCUGGACUACAGGCCAUGAUACGAGAGAUUGAGAGCAUCGGCCUACCCCCAUAAAUUUAAAUGUUGGCCUACUCUAUUUGAAAUAAAUUACUAUCAUAUCAAUAAACAACAGUUCAUCAAAUAAA
Molecule: messenger RNA, 1404 nt
Organism: Owenia fusiformis
Lineage: Eukaryota; Metazoa; Annelida; Polychaeta; Sabellida; Oweniidae
Source: the annotation of a GenBank genome assembly